Messenger RNA from Sphenostylis stenocarpa, 246 nucleotides. The record is from the annotation of a GenBank genome assembly. Lineage: Eukaryota; Viridiplantae; Streptophyta; Magnoliopsida; Fabales; Fabaceae.
AUGCUUGUUGAUAGUGCAUUGAUUGAACUAAAAACAGCACCUGCUGAUUUUCGUUUUCCUACAACAAAUCAAACCAGACAUUGUUUCACUCGCUACAUAGAAUUUCAUAGAUGCUUGGUUGCAAAGGGUGAUGACUCAGGUGAAUGUGAGAAAUUUGCUAAAUAUUACCGCUCGCUUUGCCCGGGUGAAUGGGUUGAAAGGUGGAAUGAACAGAGGGAGAAUGGGACUUUCCCUGGACCUAUUUGA